UCUACGGAGUUCACUUCUAAAGUUGUCUCUGAUUGAGCUUCUUUAAAAUUUCUUUUAAUCUGUUAUUUGGGAGCUAAAUAUGGAUGGAAAGAUGGCAAAUUGGGGUCUAUGGGCAGAACAUCAGGAGAAAAGUCUAUCGCAGAAGUUUGAAAGUAUAAAGAUCAAAUCUGCAAAUGACGUGGAACUUGCGGUAAAGAUUGCAGCAAAAAAUUCUACUGAAAAUUCUGUUGUUAGCGGCAAACCCGAUGAACCCGAAAUUUCCCUUGCCGAGGAGUCAUUAAUGAGAAAAUUUCUACAUACAAAACUUGUUCGUACUUUUCAAAAUGUGGAAGUUGAGAGAAAGAAUCCAAAUUCUCCUUUAUAUUCCGUCAAAUCAUUCGAAGAAUUAAACUUGCGUCCAGAACUUCUGAGAGGUGUUUACGAAAUGGGAUUCAAUGCGCCAUCUAAAAUACAAGAAACAACAGUUCCAACGUUACUGGCCAAUCCAGCUCAAAAUCUGAUCGCCCAGUCUCAGAGUGGAACGGGAAAAACUGCCGCUUUUUUGUUGGCAGGUUUGAAUAGAGUGGAUCCACAUAAGAGAUUUCCACAGUUAUUAAUUUUGUCGCCAACCUACGAGUUAGCAGAACAGACCGGCUGUGUUGCAAAGCAAAUGACAAAAUUCUGUUCGAAAAUUGGAAUUCGUCUUGCGGUGAGAGGAGAAACACUGAGCAGAGGUGAAAAAAUAUGGGAGCAAGUUAUCAUUGGAACCCCCGGGAAAAUGUUGGAUUGGAGCAGGAGAUUCAAACUGUUCGACCUGAAGAAAAUUAAGGUGUUUGUACUGGAUGAAGCCGAUAUUAUGAUCGCCACCCAAGGCCAUCACGAUCAAUCAAUCCGAAUUCAUAAUCAACUAUCUCCCGAGUGUCAGAUGAUGAUGUUUUCUGCUACUUACACCGAAGAAAUUAUUGAUUUUGCCAAAUUGAUUGUGCCUAAUGCAGUUGUUUUACGGCUCAAGAAAGAAGACGAGAACCUGAACAACAUCAAACAGUAUUACGUGUUUUGCCGGAAUAUUGAGGAGAAAUUUAAUGCAUUAUCGAAUAUUUACGGAGUUUUAUCCGUUGGCCAGGCAAUUAUAUUUUGCCAGACAAGACGUGCUGCUGCUUGGCUGUCCGAAAAUAUGAGAAAAGUGGGCCACGCAGUUGCCCUUUUAUCUGGCGAUUUGUCCAUAGAGCAACGAAUUGCUGUUAUCAAGACGUUUAGAGAUGCAAAAGUGAAGGUCCUUAUUACAACCAACGUUUGUGCAAGAGGUAUCGAUAUCGAACAAGUCACUUUAGUGGUAAACUUUGAUUUGCCCGUCGAUCAGUAUGGUAACGUGGAUUGCCAGACCUACCUUCAUAGAAUUGGGCGUACAGGGAGAUUCGGAAAAUCCGGAAUUGCCAUAAACAUGGUAGAUGGAAAAAGAACAAUGGACAUGUUAGAAAAAAUUGAAGAUUGCUUCAAGCGCAAGAUCACCCGAUUGGAUGCGGAAGACGUGGACCAAAUCGAAAAACUCGAAGAGAAUUGAGUGCUCGGAUACGACUUGUGCCGUAAAAUUUCACAUAUUUUGUCAACUUUGUAAAAGGAAUACCAUUUAAAAUAUAGAAAUUUCCAUGUGUAAAAUAGAUAUGAAGGGUAAUACCGAGGCUUUUUAUAUUAAGUUCACUUUUGUAAAUUCCGCGAGUUGGCAUUUUAUACACAUAAGCACAUUUUACGGAUUCUUCUGAUAUUAUAUUUCCAUGUUUGAUGUGACGAAAGCAUACCGAGUUUUAAUUUAUCAGUAAACAGAUAAUCUAAAAUAGUCAAUGUUAUCGUUAUGAUACCGUUUCUCGUGAAAAGGUCACGUUACGGAUGCUGUAUAGUGUUUUUU
Centruroides sculpturatus (bark scorpion) is the source of this 1882-nucleotide messenger RNA. RefSeq names its product DEAD-box helicase Dbp80-like. Gene Ontology annotation, biological process: poly(A)+ mRNA export from nucleus. Lineage: Eukaryota; Metazoa; Arthropoda; Arachnida; Scorpiones; Buthidae. Bases 80 to 1540 code for a protein of 486 amino acids. Gene Ontology annotation, cellular component: nucleus; cytoplasmic stress granule. The transcript is spliced from 11 exons. Gene Ontology annotation, molecular function: ATP binding; RNA binding; RNA helicase activity. The record is from RefSeq and is a predicted model, not a curated record.